GUCAAAUCGAGCUCAAAAAAUGUCAGUCUGUUUAAGAACAUAGCUAUGGGUGGUGUGUUAGAUUUAAUUUAUUCCGUACAUUUAUAACGUUAGUUUAAUUUUCAUUAACGUGCAUUACUUAAAUGAACAAUGAAUCGCAAGUUAGUUAGGAAUUAUUAAAAAUAAUCUGUGAUAAUUCGUAAAUCCACACCGCGCUUUCCUCACUUUCUAAUUAUUUAAAAUUGUGAACAGUGAACACCGCGAUCGGCGACUGUGAUUUUUGAAAAUAGAACACUUUAGUGAAAUACGUAAGAAGCUGAAAUGAACAACGUAGAAGAAAUAAAAAGGAACGACAUGGAGGGACAGGAGACAAAAAAGGAACCUUUUUGGAUAUUUGGGUACGGUUCCCUUUGCUGGAAUCCUGGAUUUGAAUACAAACAAUCCGUCACUGGAUACGUAAAAGGAUUUUCGAGGCGAUUUUGGCAAGGAAACACCACUCAUCGCGGGACUGAAGGAAAGCCCGGUCGAGUCGCCACACUGAUUGAAGACAAGGAAGGCAUUACGUGGGGCAAGGCCUUCCUCGUCGCUGCCGAAAACAAUGCAGCCCUCCCCUACCUCAGCAACAGAGAGUGCCAACUCGGAGGCUACAGGAUAUACACAGUCAACUUCUAUCCAAAACCAUUCUUGCCAUCAUCCAGCUCCGACAAAAAAGAUGCAUUAUUAUACAUCGCUGUGCCUGAGAACAAACAUUGGUUAGGCGCAGCACCAUUGCCAGAAAUAGCUAGGCAAAUUCUAGAAUGCCACGGUUCGUCUGGACCGAAUGCUGAGUACCUCCUAAGAUUAGCAGAUUUUAUGAGAGAAGAAAUACCUGAAGCUUUGGACGAGCAUUUAUUCUCAUUAGAAAGGUUAGUUAGGAAAUUUGCUGGUGAUAUGAAGAUAUGCCUUAGAAGUCUUAUGGGUGAGGCUCAGGAAAGAAGGGAAGAGAAAGUAGAAGCGAAGGUUCCGAGCAACCAGUUCGCGUCGAGAGUGCCGGAGAAGAAGUUACGCUGCGUGAAUAUGUGAUUGAUAAUGUGGCUUCAUUUGUACUGAGCUUUAAUGUGGGUGCGCGUGUGCUUUAUGAGAGGAAGACUGCUUUCAUGGGGUUGGUUCGUAAUCAAAUUAAUGUCACAAAUAAGGUUAGGUGUGCUAUACGUGAUGUUCCAUUUAAAAUGCUAUCUGAUAUUAGUGAAUUUCUGGAAAGAUACCAAAUAUAUUUGGGCAGCAUUUAAUACUUGCAAAUAUACUUUUAAUAUCUCAAACUCGACUAAGACAAUGACAAGGACACUGACCAAAAAAAUAAAGAAAUAUAAUAAAUAGCACCUCCAUCUUCAAAUUAUAAUUUUUCUACACUGUCUUCUUAUUUGGAAUAUUUAACAAAUUUCAAACUUCUCGUGUGAAUUAUAUAUAAUAAUGGCUAUUAACUCUCAAUUCAUAUUGAUUUAAUUAAAUAAUAUCUAUAGAUUAAAAGAAAAUGAAAUCAUUUUCAAAAGAUUACACCUUGUGUUUUGCAUUAGGAAACGAACUUAGUACGGCGUCCUAUUGUCUGUAGACAAUAGACUAUAGAGCGCUGUGUUUUCAUUACGCCAGGAUGUUCUUCAUAACAUCCAAGACAUAGUGUACAGUCGGCACCAUAAUAUUUGUUUUAUUGUAAAUAACACGUGGAUGUAUUUUGAGUGGUGUAGUGUAGGAUUUCUAAAAAGAAAACGGACCAAUAAUGGUAUGUACAUAUUUUUGUUUUGAAAUAUUUUAGUCUGUACCUAGCUUGGUACAGAUAGCAUAUAAAAUAGCCAUUUUAUAAUAAGAUAUUAUGCGUUUUAUAAAUUUCCUGACACAUACAUUUUAUAGAAAUAAGACUUUAUUCUACGAAAAUGUAACCUUUUAAAAUAAUACUUUCUUACAUUUAAUAACAACUUUAAACUAACUUCCUACAUGAGCAAUACUAAAUGACUUACAAGAAUUGACCCAGUAACAAACUAAUGUAAUACAUUGAUAAAGACAUAUCUAAUAUUACGAAAAAAGACGUGACCAAUGAAAAAAUAUUCGAACAUUAAAAUAACAUACUUUUGUCUACGAUUGUACCAUUUGACACUAGUCACUUGGACUCUUGACGUCUAUAUCCGUCUUGUUGAUUGACACACAUGCAUGACGUAUAUUAACGUCUGUAUCGUUUUAAUUAAUUGGAUAUAUGAAAGAUAUUUGCCAUUGAUACAUCUUAUGGAUUUUAUAAAAGACAAAACUGAUAAUAUUGUUAUGACUACCUCGGUGGCGUAGUUGUACUGCUUGCGCGAUACCGCAGCGCUUUGAGGUCCUAGGUUCGAAUCCCGGGUCGGGCAAAAGAUAUUUGGGUAUUUCUGCUCAGUAUCGGCCCGGAGUCUUGAAUUUGUAGCCGAUAUGGCGAUAGGCCCCUAUCACAUCAUGAGACAGAACACACUUGACGAAGAGUGGGUGCCCGUUGCGCCUCUGCAUACCCCUUUGGGGAUAAUGCGUGAUGUGUUUGUUUGUUUUGUAAUAUUGUUUAAAAAUUGCUUUUUUGCAGCACAAUUUAAAAUAUUGUAUGUAUAUGGAACAUAGCUUAUAUAGUGAGAUGAGGAACUUUAUGAGUUGGCACUUGUAAUCAUUUGUAAACGUGCUACUCUCUGAUAUAUUUUAAACUAGCGACCCGCCCCGGCUUCGCACGGGUGCAAUGCUGACUAUUUAAUGGAUGUUAUUAUUAUACAUAUAAACCUUCCUCUUGAAUCACUCUAUCUAUUAAAAAAAAACGCAUCAAAAUCCGUUGCGUAGUUUUAAAGAUUUAAGCACACAUAGGGACAGAGAAAGCGACUUUGUUUUAUACUAUGUAGUGAUAUUGCUUUACUAACAUUAGUGCUGGCAAAAAACAAUACUUUCCUGUUUAUACGGUUUUAUUUUAAAUAAGAACCAACUCGCGCACACGAUACCAAAUAAUGAAAUUGAUAAGUAUUAGCUAUGAAUCUAGAAUAGUAUGUAAGAUUUGUUUGUGAUUAAACUAUUUUAAAAAUCAUGUUUAUUUAUGUAGCUUAUAAGCGAUGGUUGAAAUGUCUUUUAUAUUAUUUUCGUUAUCCUUAUUAUUUUAGCUUGAAAAUGUAAUUCUCUUCAUGUGAAAUUUUAGCGCUCUCUUAUAAAUAUUACGUUUUUGCUGGAAAUAUACGUCUUAAAAUAAGUGAGAUAAUAAUUAACAAGCUGGACGUCAAUAGACGUCAGCCGCAUGGAAAGGAUUACCUGUUAGUAUAUUGUGAUAAUGGACAUUGUACGUCAAAUAUAACUGUAAUUCGAAUUAGUGUAACUUAGCUAUAUUUUAACAUAUUUUUUGUAAUUGAAUUUGUAAACGCAAGGCGAUGUCUAACAAAUACAAUGUUUAAAUACAA
Molecule: messenger RNA, 3401 nt
Organism: Manduca sexta (tobacco hornworm)
Lineage: Eukaryota; Metazoa; Arthropoda; Insecta; Lepidoptera; Sphingidae
Product: putative glutathione-specific gamma-glutamylcyclotransferase 2
Exons: 3
Coding region: 301-1041 (246 amino acids)
Biological process (GO): glutathione catabolic process
Cellular component (GO): cytoplasm
Molecular function (GO): glutathione specific gamma-glutamylcyclotransferase activity; gamma-glutamylcyclotransferase activity
Source: RefSeq, a predicted model, not a curated record